GUUGUGAAAUCUUCUGACCUGACCCUUGGAUCUAAGCUUCAAAAUGUGCAGUUGGUGUUCAAUCCUGACCCACAGUUUCAAGGAGUGAAAUGUUCUAAAUUAAGCUCAGAAACAAAGUUUCAAGAUGUGGAAUCUGUGAAUGUCAAACCUGGGCCACAGCUGAGAGGUGUGAAAUCUUCUGAAUUGAUACAGGGGACAAAGCUUCAAAAAGUGAAGUCCGUGGACUUCAAGUCAGGCCCCCAGUUGGAAGAUAUGACAUCAUCUAGGUUGAUUAUGGGUAUAAAGCUUCAAGACGUAAAAUCUAUGAAUUUCAAGUCUGGACCACACUUGAAGGAUGGGAAAUCUUCACAAGUGAUCCCAAGGGAAGAGCUUCGAGGUGUGAAAUCUGCAGAACUGAAAGCUAAUCCAAAGUUAAAGAAGAAAUCUUCUGAUUUGACCCUGGAGGGGAAGUUUUCAGGUAUGAAAGCAGGCCCACAGGUACAAGAUGUGAAAUGUUCUGAGUUGAUCAUGGGUAUAACGCUUCAAGAUAAAAAAUCGGGAGGGUUUGGUUCUAGAUCACACAUGCAAGGUAUGAGAUCUUCUGAAGUGAUCCCAGGGUCAAAACUUCAACAAGUGAAACCCUCUGAGUUCAACCACGGUCCAAAGCUACAAGGUGGGAAAUCUGAUUUAAUUCAGAUGAGGAAGCUUCAAGGUGUGAAGUCUGUGGAGUUCAACCCCGGACCACAGAGACAGGGUGAGAAAUCUGAUUUGAAGCUAGAGUGCAGGCUCCAAGAUUUGAAAUCUGUUGAGUUAAAACCGGCUCUGCAGUUACAAGGUGUACCAUCUUCUGAGUUAGCACCAAAAACAAAGCUUCAAAGUGGAGAAUCUGUGGAGUUCCUUACCAGACCCACGUGGCAAGACAUGAAACCUCUUGAAUUGACUCUCGGUGCAAAGACCCAAGAUGUGAAAUCUUUGGGGUUUGAGUCAGUCCCACAGUUAAAAAAUAGGAAUUCUAUGUUGACACCAGGAUCACACAUUCAAGGCAUGAAAUCUCUGAAAUUCAGCCCUGGGGCAACGUUGCAAGGUGCAAAAUCUCCUGAGUCUGUAAAGCUUCAAAUAAUGAAAACCACAGAGGUCAACCAGGACCUAGAGUUCCAGGUUGCAAAACCCUCUGAGUUAGCCUUGGAAUCAAAGAUUUGCAGUGUGAUACCUUCCGAGUUCAAUGCUGGGAAGCAGCAGCAAGAAGAGAAGUCUUUUAAGUUGAAACCAUGGCCAGAGCUUCCAAGUGUGAAAUUUGUGGUAUACAGCCCUGGACCACAUUUGCAACAUAUAUAAUCUUCAGAAUUGUGCAAAGAGACAAAGCUCCAAGAUGUGAAAUCUAAGGAAUCCAAUCCUGAGCAGCAGUGGCAAGAUGUUAAAUCCUCUGAGUUAUGCCAGGGAUCAAGGUUUCAAGGUAUGCCAUCCUUCAAGUUCAAUCCUGGGCCACAGUUACAAGAGAUAAAACCUGAGUUGUGCACAGACAGGAAGCUUCCAUAUGAGCCAUUUCUGGAAACGAAGCAUCAGCCUAAAUUAUAA
Lutra lutra (Eurasian river otter) is the source of this 1554-nucleotide messenger RNA. RefSeq lists its product as uncharacterized. NCBI's taxonomy places the organism in Eukaryota, Metazoa, Chordata, Mammalia, Carnivora, Mustelidae. The record is from RefSeq and is a predicted model, not a curated record.